CCUCCGGUACCAAGUCAUUUUGAAUGGUGAAGGCCAAAUGGCACCUCAAUGAUUAACCUCAAUUCUUGAAUAUAAACUUCAACUAGCCAGAACAUAUUGCUAUGACAAUCAUUUCAUCACAAAAUAAAAAUGGCAAAAAAACUCAUACUCAUUUUCAUCAUUAGAUUUAUUAGCAUCAUUAGUCUUUUCACAAAAUCAAUUGCACAAUCACCAAAUUAUGUAGGUGAUGAUUGUCACAACUCAACCGAACAAUCUCUUACAGCUACAUACAAAUCUAACCUUAAUAAAGUCCUCUCACUUCUUUCCUCUGAUGCUAUUGUAAGUAAAGGAUAUAAUCAUACAAGCAUAGGAGAGAACACAAUUGAUGCUGUCUAUGGUCUCUAUGAUUGUAGAGGUGAUGUCACUGGAUCAUUUUGUCAAUUUUGUGUCUCUACUGCUGCUUCAGAUGUUCUUCAGCGCUGUCCUAAUAGAGCUUCAGCUGUUAUAUGGUACAACUUUUGCAUUUUCAGGUAUUCCAACCAUAAUUUUUUUGGAAACCUCACAACAAGUCCAUCAUGGCAAAGGCCAGGGUCAAAAAACAUCACUAAUCCACAAGAACUUGAUAAAGCUGAGGAUAAUAUGCAAAGUUUAAUAAGUGAAGCUACUUUGGAGACCAAUAAGAUGUAUGCAAUGGGGGAGUUCAAUUUGAGUAUUGAAAAGAGAUAUGGAUUGGUGCAGUGUAGUAGGGACCUUAAUGAAAAACAAUGUAAUCAAUGUUUGGAAGCUAUGUUGGACAAAGUUCCUAAAUGCUGUGGGACAAAGAUUGGUUGGCAGGUUCUUGCUCCAAGUUGUUUGAUGAAGUAUGAUGAUUUUAUGUUCUACCAACUUACUUCUGCAACUUCUGCUCCUUUGCCAAAUCCAGCCGGGGAAGGAGGUUCAAGUAAAUCAAAGACUUUGAUCAUCACUAUUGUCAUUGUGUUGGUGGUGGUACUUGCUCUCAUAAGUUGCUGUAUCUUCUUCAUAUGGAGGCGCAAUCGCUCAAAUAAAGGUAUUCACGUGUCUCACAUAUUAGUGUCUAUGUAUUUGUAUCGAUCCUCCAACAAAAGAUGUAUUUGUAUCGAUAUCAUGUCAGAUGGAAUACCAUCAAAGACAAUUCCCAUAUCUCAUCAUGGCCAUAUUCAAGGAGAGGAUACAUAUAAUGCAGACCUCCCAAUAAUCCCUUUAAUAUGGAUUCGACAAAGCACUAAUAACUUUUCAGAAUUAUGUAAACUAGGAGCAGGUGGUUUUGGUCCUGUUUACAAGGGUAAUUUAGUAGAUGGAACAGAAGUUGCAAUCAAAAGGCUCUCUACAACAUCUGGUCAAGGUUUGGAGGAGUUCACAAAUGAAGUAAUCUUUAUAGCUAAAUUACAACAUAGAAACCUUGUGAGACUUUUGGGUUGUUGCAUUGAGGAUAAUGAAAAGUUGCUUGUAUAUGAAUACAUGCCAAACUCUAGCCUUGACUUUCAUCUAUUUGAUGAGGCAAAAAGAAAACUUCUAGAUUGGAAGUUAAGACUGAACAUUAUCAAUGGAAUUGCAAAAGGACUCUUGUAUCUUCAUGAAGACUCUAGACUAAGAGUAAUCCAUAGAGACCUAAAAGCAAGUAAUGUUCUCUUAGAUCAAGAGAUGAAUCCAAAAAUAUCUGAUUUUGGAUUGGCAAGGGCAUUUGAAAAAGGUCAAAGUCAAGAAAAGACAAGAAGAGUUGUGGGCACAUAUGGUUACAUGGCUCCAGAAUACGCUAUGCAAGGGUUAUAUUCAGGAAAAUCAGAUGUUUUCAGCUAUGGAGUUCUUUUAUUAGAAAUAAUUUGUGGAAAAAAGAAUGGUGGAUUCUAUCUCGAAGAACAUGGUCAAAGUCUUCUUAUAUAUAGUUGGAAUCUUUGGUGUGAAGGAAAAAGUUUGGAACUGUUAGAUCCAAUACUGAAAAAUACAUGCACAACCAAUGAAGUUAUUAAAUGCAUACACAUUGGUUUGUUGUGUGUACAAGAAGAUGCAGUGGAUAGACCAACCAUGUCCAAUGUUGUUGUAAUGCUAGCAAGUGACACAAUGACACUUCCCAAUCCUAAUCAUCCAGCAUUUUCAGUUGGAAGAAAAGUAACUGAUGAUCAAUCAACAUCUAAAGCUUCCAAAGAUCCUUCUGUUAAUGAAGUUACAAUAUCAAAUGUUUUUCCUAGGUAGGGGAUAUAAGUAUAUCAUGGUAAAAGUUUUGGACAGAAAUUUCGUAUGAUCUAAGACUUUCACAUUACGAUUUUGUGUUAAAUUGAGAAUUCAAAAUUUCAACCGUUCGAUUUUGAUCAACGGCUUAGAUCACUAAUUACAUUGAGUGACUAUAGAGAAUCGUUUCAAAAAAAAAAACUUGAACAUAUGCAAAUUGUAGAAGCAAUUAUGUCAAACAUGUAGAUAUAAAUUCUAUUCAUAUUGUCAACUACAUAAUUUUGAUUUUAAAUUGUAUUAAGUUACAUUUUUUUA
Molecule: messenger RNA, 2481 nt
Organism: Medicago truncatula (barrel medic)
Lineage: Eukaryota; Viridiplantae; Streptophyta; Magnoliopsida; Fabales; Fabaceae
Product: cysteine-rich receptor-like protein kinase 10
Exons: 9
Coding region: 130-2190 (686 amino acids)
Biological process (GO): protein phosphorylation
Cellular component (GO): plasma membrane
Molecular function (GO): protein serine/threonine kinase activity; ATP binding
Source: RefSeq, a predicted model, not a curated record